AUGCUCUGGAGACUCCAAUGCAACCAAUGGCUACCUGUUGCCGAGAAGACUCUUUCUAAUACCGAGGCUUCGUGCAACGAUAUGAUCGUAUUCGGCAUCAGCAAGGGUGACGUUGUUGUUUUCUACCCGAAGAAUUACAAUGCUUAUUGUAUAAUAGCUCCGGCAGAUCCUUCCAAGGAGUAUACUGGAGUCACCUUUAACCAAGACUCGAAUGUUCUAUAUGUUACUGAGAAGGCUACUGGGCAGAUUGCUCGGUUCAUAGGUCAGGGAGGCGUGUGGACUCCAAUAGCCCCCUCAACAUACGCCAUCGCUAAGUCAGAGUACCAUUCAAAUGACCUUCACUUGAAGGCAUGCGAGCGAGUACUAGCUGUCAACAACGUCGAUCCACAGACUAUGACCAAGCUCAUCUGGGCCAGUGACGUUGUGGGCAGCAAGGCUCUGCAAGGGUUGUGGCACUUACCAUUUACUAUAGCCCCAUCGUCGGAACGGCUUAUUGCCUCUAUGGUUAUCUUCCCAUCUUGCCAGGCUCCUCGUCCAUUUGAAAUGAACCAUUUCGUACCGGUCGACUUGAAAACUGCCUUACUGCACGGAACUGUGCAGGCUCUAUCACUUGUCCUCUGGUCGACCAGCGUGAAGGGAUGUGUUCUAGAGUACGACACGUUGGUUGAGGCGGUCGGACGUAUCAGGGCCCUGCGGCCUUUUGAUUCGCAGUCCCGUGUGACUGGGCUGUUGCGGUCCAGACACAUCAUCGGUAUGAGAGCAUGUGGCUUCACCGCGAAAGCCGUUUCGGAUUGUUUUGAUGAUAACUGUUGA
This is a messenger RNA of Perkinsus marinus ATCC 50983, 813 nucleotides long. RefSeq lists its product as hypothetical. The coding region runs from base 1 to 813 and encodes 270 amino acids. NCBI's taxonomy places the organism in Eukaryota, Perkinsozoa, Perkinsida, Perkinsidae. The transcript is spliced from 2 exons. The record is from RefSeq and is a predicted model, not a curated record.